AUGAAGCUGAAGUGGACUAAUCUAGGCAUCAUCUUCUUCUUCAUCCUCUCUCUCAUCAUGACUGGCUGUUUUAUAUGGCAGUACAGGCUUCCCAAGGUCAAACUAGUGGCUGAAAUUAAAGUCCAAGAGGUGAAAGAAGAUAAAUUGUGCCCACGUUUCCCAGAGCCUGUGCCAUUGAAGCAUCCCAUACCUGCCCUAAUGGAUGCACUAGAAAAGGUGGAUUCUCUAUUGAGGACCAGCAUUGAUGUAACAGCGCUGCCAACAAUUUCAUGCAUUGUCAUCUAUAAUGACUCUGUGCUGUGGAAUGGGAACUUUGGCAGAAGAAAUGGGAGUGACCCAAAAUCUUCACCACCAAACGAAUACACAGUCUAUAGAAUUGCCACUUUAUCUAAGAUCUUCCCUACUCUUAUGCUGUAUAAGUUGUGGGAGGAUGGUAAAGUGAACUCUUUGGAUGACAAUCUAGAGAAGUAUGUAAAGAACUUCACCAUAAAGAACCCUCUGGGAAAUGGGGCAGCAUUUAAAAGAAAUGGUAAAACACAAUUCCAUUCCUCUAUCACUCUCAGAAGGAUGGCCAGUCAGCUAUCAGGAUUGCCCAGGCGACUUAGAGGGACCAGUCUACUCUGGAACGGCCAGACUCAUGAGGCAAUUGAUUUAUUGCAAGAUGAUAUCCUUGUGGCAGACCCUGGAACAAAAUGCCACUACAGUAAUCUGGCCUUCUCCCUGUUGGCCCACGUCAUGGCAGACAAGGUGACAGGAACAGAUUACGAGAGCUGGGUAUCCAAAAAUAUCCUCCAACCAUUAGGCAUGGAGGACACUAGCUUUGAAAUCACCACAAAAAUUAAGAGAGAGAUGGCAGUGGGGGUUUACCCAAGUGGCCAGCGCACGCCUCUCUAUGACCUUGGUUGGUACCGACCCUCGGGACAGAUGUACUCCACUACGGCGGACAUGGCCAAGCUGAUGAUGGUUCUCCUGGGGGCAUAUAACCAUCGAGUCCUCCAGGAGGACACGCUGAAAACCAUGCUGACACCAAUUUUCCACUGUGACACCAGCUACUUCUCAAGCCAAACAGGCACUCCUUGGGAAGUGUACAAACAACUGGAAUAUGAGAUUAUCCGUAAAGAUGGAGAUCUGGACGGGUAUUCAGCUGUGCUCUCACUUGUGCCACACCUUAAGCUGGGGUUGGUCAUUCUGAUGGCUGGGACUAAGCCUGCUAAUGAAGAUCUUGUAACCAAAUCCUACAGUUAUCUCAUCCCUGCUAUGGAGCAGGCUUUCAGAGAUGCACCUCAUGUCCUCAUACCUCCUCCUGAUCCAGCACCCUAUAUGGGCCUCUUCACCUACAGUAACAUGACCUUCUAUGAAAUCAAAGGAGGCUCAGAUGGCAUAUUGUCAAUGCAGCAGUUUGGACCACCUGUGGAUGAAAUGGUUCCUUUGGAUUAUAGCACUUGGAGGCUGAGUUAUUUAGAGGAGCGGGUGUUCAAGGUGGUGUUUGAGAAGGAGUAUCCAUGUCAGCUGAGGAUCAGGAACACUUCUGUUGCAAUGGAGUCUCAGGAUAGGCAGCUGUUAAACUUUUACAUAUUCAGUGAGAAUGGCCUUGCACCUGGAUUUGAUGUACCAGGCCUGAACAUUUACAAUGUGAUGCGAAUAUCACGCAGACCAAUUUUCAACUGA
Molecule: messenger RNA, 1668 nt
Organism: Ictalurus furcatus (blue catfish)
Lineage: Eukaryota; Metazoa; Chordata; Actinopteri; Siluriformes; Ictaluridae
Gene: lactbl1a
Product: lactamase, beta-like 1a
Exons: 6
Coding region: 1-1668 (555 amino acids)
Source: RefSeq, a predicted model, not a curated record